This is a messenger RNA of Pieris macdunnoughi, 1884 nucleotides long. The record is from the annotation of a GenBank genome assembly. Lineage: Eukaryota; Metazoa; Arthropoda; Insecta; Lepidoptera; Pieridae.
AUGUCUUCAAAGUUUAAUACAUGGGAUGUGGUGGCCUAUGGGAAAGACAGAUUUUUGCAUGUUUUAGUAACAUUUAUAUAUUUGCAAGAAUAUGUAUCUAGUCGUUCGGAUGGAUCGGAAGAUGAGAUCGAGCGACGUCCAACGAGUGGAUCCUCUGACAGCGAGCUGUCGCAUUCACCGCAAACUCAAGGCUGGAUACUUGUUAAAAACGAAGCGGGUAAAACCACAGAGGCGGUAGAAGUGGAGUUGGAACAAGUGACACUCAGAGCUCACCGCAGCUCGGCGCUAGCUCGUUGUGCUGAAGCUCUAGCAUUGGUUAUAAGAGACGUGGCUCACGUCACACCCCACAAUUGCCGGGCCGCUGUAAAGGCUGUACGGCUCUUGGCCAGAGCUACUUUACACUCAGGGAAGUCGAGCAAAUCGCGUUCAGGACGUAAAGCGGGUCGCGGUCGCGAUUCCAGUGAUGAAGAGGAUUCCCUGGACAGCUACCACAUGGUCAGCAUUCAGCUACUCGACCUAAUGCACACAUUGCACAGUCGGACGGCGCAAAUAUUCAAAUGGUGGAGGGACGAAGCUGACCAAGGGCAAGGUGCUGAAGAAUACGACCUUUGGGAGGUCGCAUGGAAGCCCCUUUUACAAGGCAUUGCUGAGUUUUGUACUGAUAAAAGGAAACAGGUGUCAAACAGUGCGAUAGCGUACCUCCAGCGAGCAUUGCUGGCUCCCGCACUAUCGUCCUUGGGCGGCGUUGGGUGGGAAGCCUGUUUCUCCUACGUCUUGCUUCCUUUGCUCACUCAGCCGCCGCCCAGACAUGAGACCGCUGCCAGGGCGGACACGCUCAUGUGCAAGGUCUUCCUCCAACACUUACAAGCGCUCAGUGGUCGCGCGACUUUCGCAUCGCUUUGGACGAAGAUAGUCCGGGUUCAGCAAUCACUCCUUCAGGCGUCGGCGGAACCUCUCAGAGAAGGUGCCCUGGAGUCACUCAAGAACAUGCUCCUCGUCAUGCAUUCUGUCAAGAUUUUUAGCAACGGCGAAGGCUACAACGACCUCUGGUACCUGACUUGGGACAUGAUUGGCGAGUUCCUGCCCAACUUGAAGCAAGAGCUGUUUCCAGAUGUCAACGACAACACGAAACCAACACAGAACCUGCCGAGCCACAUGCAACCUUCCAUUCCCCAUUCGCUUCCAACCCUCAUCCCGGUCGGAUCCAACAGUAUGUCCAAUAUUCAAUCCAGUCCAACUCACAUCCAGCGCCAGACUCCCAAUAUUCUAGUGGGCCCAAAUUCGCCAAUCAAUUUGCCCUUGACCCCACCCGUCGGGCCGACGUUGGUGACGCCAGUCCCAGUAGCUGGCGCGGUGCCGGUACCCAAUGAUAACGAGAGGGUGAUUACUCCAAGUGGCCCCGUCGGUGGUAUGGUCGCCAUACGGAACCCGUUGUAUGAUCAGUCUGCGUUGACGUCAUCAGUUUUAUUACAGCCUUUGAAUGAGAUGGUGUCAACACCCAUCGGGAUAUCGCUACAGUCACAAAAUCAGAUCCAACCACAACCGGCCACAAAUCCUCCCACCAAUGCACCGAUUAACCCAAUCCCAGACGCCACCUCAAAUCCCCAAACCGAUACCCCCGAAGUACAACAUAGUGAAAUAUUUGCCGAGUAUCUCACCAACCCCUACCACGAUAUCGCAGUAGGGGCGAAGGAGGCGACACUCUACGAACCCGAGCUAGGCCAGAAGUCCUUCAGUGCAAAUGUCACUCCAAUGCACAGCAAUAAAGCUCAAUUUGGCUCGACGGACAACGUCAGGGAGUCGGGCAUGUUCAAUUUCUCUAGUUAUUUCAGCUCCGGGAUUAACUCCGAGUUCGAUGCGCUGAUGUCCACACAAGAGGGAUAG